Helianthus annuus (common sunflower) is the source of this 669-nucleotide messenger RNA. RefSeq lists its product as uncharacterized. The record is from RefSeq and is a predicted model, not a curated record. Bases 1 to 669 code for a protein of 222 amino acids. The transcript has a single exon. Lineage: Eukaryota; Viridiplantae; Streptophyta; Magnoliopsida; Asterales; Asteraceae.
AUGAUUGAAGUUUUGGAGCUAGAAGAUUUCAUGGAGUCCUUGGGUAAUGUGAUGGUUACGGACGCUAGGGACAAAUGGGUCUGGUCUCCCGAUAAGUCGGGACUGUUUUCCACGAGAUCUUUCAAGUCCAUUGCAGCGGCUGAGUGUAACGAGGAGGUCGGCUUCAGGGUUAAGGGCUGCGGAUGGGUCCCUUCGAAGUGCAGAAUCUUUAUGUGGAGGGUUGACUUGGAUCGUAUCCCUACGAGAGCGGCGCUUGUUAAAAGAAAUAUUUCGGUUGAAUCCGUGGACUGUGCUCUAUGCGGGGAAGGAGUCGAAACGGUCGAGCAUUUAUUCACGGCUUGCAACGUCACCAUGAGGGUGUGGAAUCGGUUCAGCGAGUGGGUCAAAAUCCCGCCAAUUUUUGCUUUCUCAUUCAAAGACAUUUUGAGUAUCCAUAAAGGAGGUAACGGGGAUAAAAAGGUUAAAGGGAUAAUUCGGGGGCUUGUUAUGGUUACGUGUUGGGCUAUUUGGAAAGCGAGAAACGAUAAAAUUUUCGGUAACGGUCAAGGGAAUAGCGAAGAUAUCUUUGGGGCUGUGAGAUCUUUGGGAUUCUUUUGGUUAAAAAAUAGAUCCGCUCAUAAGAAUAUAGUUUGGAGAGAGUGGUGUAAUUAUCCUUUGUAUAUGUUUUAG